Messenger RNA from Spea bombifrons (plains spadefoot toad), 7211 nucleotides. It is a transcript of the gene DOCK7, whose product is annotated as dedicator of cytokinesis 7. The record is from RefSeq and is a predicted model, not a curated record. Bases 77 to 6466 code for a protein of 2129 amino acids. The transcript is spliced from 50 exons. Gene Ontology annotation, biological process: small GTPase-mediated signal transduction; axonogenesis; positive regulation of GTPase activity. Gene Ontology annotation, molecular function: guanyl-nucleotide exchange factor activity. Lineage: Eukaryota; Metazoa; Chordata; Amphibia; Anura; Pelobatidae.
UGAGCGCACUACUGCUUCCCAGCGGCUCCCGUUCUCCCCCCCAGCCCCGCCGGGAGACCCCCUCAGACCGGCGGCCAUGGCCGAGCGCCGCGCCUUCGCCCAGAAGAUCAGCAGGACCGUGGCUGCCGAAGUGCGAAAACAAAUCUCCAGUCAAUAUGGAUCUCCGCAGCUCCACAAAAACCUCAGUGUUGGUGGCGGAGGGUCGCACCACGCCUCGGUUCCUCUCACUGAAGUGGUGGAUCCAGUGGAUUUCGAGGAUUACCUCGUCUCGCACCCACUUGCUGUAGAGUCUGGUCCGUUGAGGGAUCUGUGCGAAUUUCCCCAAGAUGAUGUAGAAGUUCAGUACACGCCAAGGGAAUGUCGCACUGUGAUGUCAUCAGUGCCGGAAGACAGUGAAAUGGAACCUCAUGUCAGGGAUUGCAUAAAAAGUUACACAGAAGAUUGGGCCAUUGUGAACAGAAAGUAUCACAAGUUGGGAACUGGUUUCAACCCCAACACACUGGACAAACAGAAGGAAAGGCAGAAAGGUUUGCCUAAGCAAGUGUUCGAGUCGGACGAGGCCCCGGAGACGAGCAGUUACCAGGAUGAGCAGGAUGAUCUCAAACGACGCUCUAUGUCCAUCGAUGACACGCCGCGAGGAAGCUGGGCAUGCAGCAUCUUCGACCUCAAAAACUCGUUGCCCGAUGCUCUACUUCCUAACCUACUCGAUCGCACGCCAAAUGAAGAGAUAGACCACCAAAACGAGGACCAAAGGAAAUCAAACCGGCACAAGGAACUCUUUGCACUGCACCCAGCCCAAGACGAGGAUGAUCCGAUCGAGCGGCUUUCUGUUCCCGAUGUGCCAAAAGAACAUUUUGGGCAAAGAUUAUUGGUGAAAUGCUUAACACUCAAAUUUGAAAUAGAAAUCGAGCCAAUUUUUGCGAGUCUGGCUUUAUAUGAUGUCAAAGAAAAGAAAAAGAUCUCAGAAAACUUUUACUUUGACCUGAACUCGGAGCAAAUCAAAGGGAUGCUGCGUCCUCACAUUCCACCCGCGGCCAUCAGCACCCUGGCCAGAUCCGCCAUCUUUUCCAUCACGUAUCCAUCCCAAGAUGUCUUUCUAGUGAUAAAGCUGGAAAAGGUUCUGCAGCAGGGAGACAUUGGAGAAUGCGCAGAGCCCUACAUGAUACUGAAGGAGGCCGACACGGCUAAGAACAAAGAAAAGCUUGAGAAGUUGAGACUCCAGGGGGAACAAUUCUGCCAGAGGCUGGGGAAAUACCGAAUGCCGUUCGCGUGGACAGCCAUCCAUCUCAUGAACAUCGUGAGCAGCGCCGGGAGUCUGGAGCGGGAUUCCGCCGAAGUCGAAAUCGGACCUGGAGAACGCAAGGGCUCCUGGUCGGAGCGGAGGAACUCCAGCAUCGUGGGAAGGCGCUCGUUAGAACGCACCACCAGCGGCGAUGAAGCCUGCAACCUGACCAGUUUUCGACCGGCGACGUUGACCGUGACAAACUUCUUCAAGCAGGAAGGAGAUCGGUUAAGCGAUGAAGACCUCUUUAAAUUCCUGGCAGAUAUGAGGAGACCAUCUUCUGUUUUAAGGAGACUUAGACCCAUAACUGCCCAGCUGAAGAUAGACAUCUCCCCUGCGCCAGAGAACCCCAGCUACUGCCUGACCCCGGAACUGUUACAAGUCAAGCCGUUCCCGGACAGCAGAGUGCGGCCCACAAGAGAGAUCCUGGAGUUUCCAGCCCGAGACGUCUACGUCCCUAACACCGUUUACAGAAACCUUCUCUAUGUCUAUCCGCAAAGCCUUAACUUCGCCAAUCGCCAAGGAUCAGCGAGGAAUAUUACCGUGAAGGUCCAGUUCAUGAGUGGAGAAGACCCCAGUAGCGCGUUGCCGGUGAUCUUUGGCAAAUCUAGCUGUCCCGAAUUUUCCAAAGACGCGUACACCGCUGUUGUUUACCAUAAUAGGUCUCCGGAUUUCCAUGAAGAAAUCAAGAUCAAGCUUCCGGCCACGCUGACCGAUCACCACCACUUACUUUUUACCUUCUACCACGUCAGCUGCCAGCAGAAGCAGAAUACGCCUCUCGAGACCCCCGUGGGCUACACCUGGAUACCGAUGCUUCAGAACGGCCGCUUGAAGACUGGACAGUUCUGCCUCCCCGUGUCUUUGGAGAAACCUCCGCAGGCCUAUUCCGUGCUCUCCCCAGAGGUUCCUCUCCCCGGAAUGAAGUGGGUGGAUAAUCACAAGGGAGUUUUCAAUGUAGAAGUUGUCUCCGCAUCCACAGUUCACACUCAAGAUUCUUCUCUGGACAAAUUCUUCGCUCUGGUUCACGCCCUGGAUGAGCACACGUUCCCGGUUCGGAUCGGAGACGUGAGAAUCAUGGAGAACAACCUAGAAAGCGAGCUGAAGAGCAGUAUUUCGGCCCUGAAUUCUGCGCAGCUGGAGCCGGUCGUGCGCUUUCUCCACCUCCUCUUUGACAAGUUGAUCCUCUUGGUUGUGAGACCUCCUGUCAUCGCCGGCCAAAUCGUUAACUUAGGUCAAGCGUCGUUUGAGGCCAUGGCUUCCAUCACGAACAGACUGCACAAGAACUUGGAAGGAAGUCACGAUCAACACGGCAGAAACAACCUGCUCGGCUCCUACAUUCAUUACGUCUUCCGGCUCCCGAACACCGAUCCCAAUUCUCCGUCACCGGGCCCCGGUGGUCUGGGAGGAUCCAUGCAUUAUGCCACGAUGGCCAGGACGGCAAACAGACCCGCAAGCCUCAACUUAAAUCGCUCCAGGAGCCUCAGUAACAGCAACCCGGAUAUAUCCGGGACCCCCACGUCACCAGACGAUGAAGUGAGGUCAAUAAUCGGCAGUAAGGGCUUGGACCGUUCCAACUCCUGGGUUAACCCCGGAGGCGCCGCGGCAUCCCAGUGGGGGUCUAACCCCAGUCCCAGCGCUGACACGGUGCAGGGCAUGGAUCGUUGUAACCGCAUGUCAUCGCACACAGAGACCUCGAGUUUCUUACAAACAUUAACUGGACGGUUACCAACCAAAAAGCUCUUCCACGAGGAGUUGGCUUUGCAGUGGGUCGUCUGCAGUGGAACCGUACGGGAAGCCACCUUACAUCAAGCUUGGUUCUUCUUUGAGCUCAUGGUUAAAAGUAUGGUACAUCAUUUAUACUUUACGGACAAACUUGACUCCCCGCGGAAGCAUCGAUUCCCGGAACGAUUCAUGGAUGACAUCACCGCAUUAGUCAGCACAAUGGCAAAUGAUAUCAUUACUAGAUUCCAGAAGGACACCGAGAUGGUUGAAAGGCUCAACGUGAGUCUUGCUUUUUUUCUCAACAACCUUCUCUCCAUCAUGGACAGAGGCUUCGUCUUCAGUUUAGUCAAGGCCUACUUCAAGCAGGUUUCAUCUAAAUUAUACACAUGUCCGAGCCCAAGCAUCCUCGUGUCCAUGCGGCUGGAUUUCCUGAGGAUCAUCUGCAGCCACGAGCACUACGUCACCCUCAACCUGCCGUGCAGUCUGCUCACGCCUCCCUCGUCUCCCUCGCCGUCCGUGUCCUCCGCCACUUCCCAGAGCUCUGGAUUCUCUACAAAUGUCCAGGACCAAAAGAUCGCGAAUAUGUUUGAGCUGUCGGUGCCGUUCCGACAGCAGCACUACUUGGCAGGACUUGUAUUAACCGAGCUGGCCGUCAUCUUAGACCCAGAGGCCGAGGGCUUGUUUGGAUUGCAUAAGAAGGUCAUCAAUAUGGUACAUAACUUGCUAUCUACCCACGACUCUGAUCCCCGGUACGCUGAUCCAGAGGUAAAGGCCCGCGUGGCUAUGCUGUACCUCCCUCUGAUUGGCAUUGUCAUGGAAACCGUGCCCCAACUGUACGAUUUCACAGAAAGCCUUAACCAGCGAGGAAGGUCCAACUGCUCCUCAGGGGAGGAUCAUGAGAACGAAGGUGGAAGUAUGAUUAGUCAGACAGUCGCCAUGGCAAUCGCGGGAACCUCUGUCCCACAGCUCACACGACCGAGCAGCUUUUUACUCACCACAAACUCCGCGAGGCAGCACGCGACCUUCUCAGCCGAGUCCAGUCGAAGCCUUUUGAUUUGCUUGCUGUGGGUCUUGAAGAACGCCGAUGAGACCGUCCUGCAGAAAUGGUUCACCGACCUCUCCAUCCUGCAGCUCAAUCGGCUCCUUGACCUGCUUUACCUCUGUGUUUCGUGCUUCGAGUACAAGGGCAAGAAGGCUUUUGAGCGCAUGAACAGCUUGACGUUUAAGAAAUCAAAAGACAUGAGAGCCAAGCUGGAGGAAGCCAUCCUCGGGAGCAUCGGAGCCCGGCAGGAGAUGGUCCGGAGAAGCAGAGGCCAGCUUGAGAGGAGUCCUUCCGGAAGUGCGUUUGGUAGUCAAGAAAACCUCCGCUGGAGAAAGGAGAUGACGCACUGGCGACAGAACACCGAUAAACUGGAAAAAUCCAGGGCAGAAUUGGACCACGAAGCUCUUAUAGAUGGGAACCUGGCUACGGAAGCCAAUUUGAUCAUCCUGGACACCCUGGAGAUCGUAGUUCAGACGGUUUCCAUGACCGAGUCCAAGGAGAGCAUCUUGGGAGGGGUGCUGAAGACCCUCUUACACAGCAUGGCGUGCAAUCAGAGCGCCCUCUAUCUGCAGCACUGCUUUGCCACGCAGAGAGCCCUCGUCUCGAAGUUCCCCGAGCUCUUGUUUGAGGAGGAGACGGAGCAGUGUGCCGAUCUUUGCCUCCGGUUGCUCCGGCACUGCAGCAGCAGCAUCGGCACCAUCCGCUCUCACGCCAGCGCCUCGCUCUACCUGCUCAUGCGUCAGAACUUUGAGAUCGGAAACAACUUCGCCCGGGUUAAAAUGCAGGUGACCAUGUCCCUGUCCUCACUCGUCGGAACAUCUCAGAAUUUCAACGAAGAGUUUUUAAGACGGUCGCUCAAGACUAUUUUAACGUACGCCGAGGAGGAUCUGGAGCUCCGGGAAACCACGUUUCCAGACCAGGUUCAAGAUCUGGUUUUCAAUCUUCACAUGAUCCUCUCCGAUACGGUUAAAAUGAAGGAGCAUCAGGAGGAUCCAGAGAUGCUGAUUGACCUGAUGUACAGAAUUGCUAAAGGAUAUCAGACCUCGCCUGACCUGCGCUUAACUUGGCUCCAAAACAUGGCAGGAAAACACUCUGAGCGGAGCAACCACGCGGAGUCUGCGCAGUGCCUCGUUCACUCCGCCGCUCUGGUCGCUGAAUAUCUGAGCAUGUUGGAAGAUCGCAAGUACCUCCCCGUGGGGUGCGUGACCUUCCAGAACAUUUCCUCCAAUGUCUUGGAAGAGUCCGCCGUGUCGGACGACGUGGUGUCGCCGGAUGAAGAGGGAAUCUGCUCCGGCAAGUAUUUCACCGAGGCCGGUCUGGUGGGGCUUCUGGAGCAAGCAGCGGCUUCGUUCUCAAUGGCUGGCAUGUACGAAGCUGUGAACGAAGUCUAUAAAGUACUUAUUCCGAUACACGAAGCCAACAGAGACGCCAAGAAGCUGUGUACUAUUCACGGGAAACUCCAAGAGGCUUUCAGCAAGAUCGUCCAUCAGAGUACCGGCUGGGAGCGGAUGUUUGGGACGUAUUUCCGAGUCGGUUUUUAUGGGACCAAAUUUGGAGAUUUAGAUGAACAAGAAUUUGUGUACAAAGAACCAGCAAUCACAAAACUGGCGGAAAUUUCUCAUAGAUUGGAGGGUUUUUACGGAGAGAGGUUUGGAGAAGAUGUCGUAGAGGUGAUCAAAGAUUCAAAUCCGGUGGAUAAAUGUAAAUUAGAUCCCAACAAGGCCUUUAUCCAGAUAACCUACGUGGAGCCGUACUUCGACACGUACGAAAUGAAGGACAGGAUCACGUAUUUCGAUAAAAACUAUAACUUGCGCCGUUUCAUGUACUGCACGCCCUUCACCUUAGAUGGUAGAGCCCAUGGGGAGCUCCACGAGCAGUUCAAGCGAAAAACCAUCCUGACCACAUCCCAUGCCUUCCCGUAUAUAAAGACCAGGAUCAACGUCAUCCACAAGGAGGAGAUCAUUCUGACCCCGAUAGAAGUUGCGAUAGAAGACAUGCAGAAGAAGACUCAGGAGUUGGCCUUUGCGACGCACCAAGAUCCGGCCGACCACAAAAUGUUGCAGAUGGUCCUUCAAGGUUCGGUGGGAACCACCGUGAACCAGGGCCCUCUAGAGGUUGCUCAAGUGUUUUUGUCCGAAAUUCCCAACGACCCGAAGCUCUUCCGACAUCACAAUAAACUGAGACUCUGUUUCAAAGACUUCACAAAAAGGUGCGAAGACUCCCUGCGCAAGAACAAGAGCCUGAUUGGUCCGGAUCAGAAAGAAUAUCAGAGGGAAUUGGAGAGAAAUUACCACCGACUGAAAGAAGCUCUGCAGCCCCUCAUCAACAGAAAGAUCCCACAGUUAUACAAGACGGUCAUUCCUGUCACCUGUCACAGAGAUUCUUUCAGUAGAAUGAGCCUCCGGAAAAUUGACCUGUGAAGCACUUUGGAUCCAAUUCGUAAUUAUUACUGAUGGGAACAAGGAGAAAAAGCGGCACGGCUUUUACCGAAUCAAAUUCUGCACAAGUCCUGGAGGAAAUGGCUCUGCCAACAUCAAACUGGUACUAGGGUCGGCUACAUUUUGUGUUAGUACGUACUGAUCGGAUAAUUUCCUAGGUACAAAAACUUGUUUUUAACCACUAUUUAUAGCACAUGCAAAAUUAGCCUGUAUUUAGUUAGUAUUUAAUUUAUAGUCAAAACAUUGUCAUUUUUUUUUUAAAAAGGUACUAUCCAAAACGUGCAUUCUUGUUUUUGUCUCAAAGGAAAAAGAAACAGAAUGUUUUUGUGGAUGGAAUUAAUUUUAUAGCGAUACAAAACACUACAUGAAACAUCUAUUUUAAGAUUCUGGCCACUUCAAAACUUUGGACACUUAAUUAUAAAAAAUAAAUAAAAAAAUCUAAAAUUGAGGGAUAUUGCGGCCCGGCAACUGUUUAAAGUAUUUUUUUUUAAUCUUUUAACCCCUCUCGUUUUGAAAGGGAUAAUAAUCAUUUGAUUUUAAUGUUUCUCAUCUCUUAGAAAGCCGCGGUUUGGUAAUUCCAUGGAGUAAUCAUGUAGAUUUAGAAUGAUAUAAAAGGUACUUGCUUUUAGGUUUUACAGAUACUGUGUUGCUGUCACGGAAAGAGAAAAUCAAAUAAGAAUUUAUAGCCAAACGGAUGUUGCGCCAAUUUGCACUCUAAAUUUUUUUU